AUGGCACUUGUACAGUGCAAAGAGUAUGCUCAUGUCCAUCAGGAUACGGAGGAAGCUAAUUGUGCGGCAGGUUUGAUUUACUCGCAAUGUGGCCCCAUUUUACAGCAAACUUGUCAAAAUCCUGGAUACAGCAAUGCAACAUGUGUUGCAGGAUGUUUCUGUCCACGUGGGCUUGUCAAGCAAGAUGGUAAAUGCAUUCAAUUAGAUCAGUGCCCUUGCAUGUAUGACGGAGAAUAUUUGGCAGCUGGAGAAGAAACAGUUUCUGCAAAUGAGGGGUCAUCAUACGCGACAGCGUGUAAGUGUCAAAAUGGUCAAAUGAAUUGUGCGGCGAAAAAAUAUUCAAGAAUACGUUGUGCCGCCUAUGGAGAUCCACAUUAUAAAACAUUCAGUGGAUAUCGUUAUGAUUUUAUGGGACAAGGCACAUUUCGCAUGGUGAAGUCGGAUGAAAUUGAAAUUUUUGCUCACAAUGCUGGUUGUCCUUAUUCGUGGAGUGCUACAUCGUGCAUUGAUUCGGUGACAAUAAAAAUAAACAAUACGAACAAAACUGCUGCAAUUGUGCUGGGGAAACAUUCCGAAGUAAAAGUCAAUGAUAAGUACAUGAACGAUUUGCCCAUGUAUGUUCUCGGCGACUAUACACUCAUUUCAAAACCGAGUUCAUCAAAGACGUCGGUGAUUUUCAAAAAUGGGUGGCGAGUUUAUUGGAAUGGUAAGGAUGCACUACAAGUCGAUAUAACAUCUUUAUACUCUGGUGAUUUAAAUGGACUUUGCGUUUCACCAAAAAGCCAAUAUACAAGACACAAAAGAUCAACUGAAACGCACAUGAAAGAUUGGCUUAUGGCAACCGCGAAAGAAUCUUGCAAUGGAGAAGGUUGCAAUCAAAUCGAAAAAGCGCUCAAUCUGCCCCACCCUUGUAAUAAAAAUGCAACCAGUAAAAAGCAAGCAGAAGCGAAUUGUGCAAAAUUAAAGACAGCAUUCACAACAUGUCAUGAGAAAAUAAUUUCUGAAAACUAUUACAACGAUUGUAUGUAUGAUGUCUGUGCAUUUGAUGGUGAUAUUCAAUUGGGUUUGUGUCCAAGUUUUGAGGCUUACGCCAAUGAAUGCAGUCAAAAGGGAAGCGUAAAUAAUUGGAGGCAAUCAGUUGAGGAAUGUGUAAUUGAAUGCCCACCUGGACAAGUCUACGAGGAAUGCUCCACUGAAUGCUAUCGAAGUUGUUCUGAUUUACAAUUAGUGCAACGAAAUUGUAGCAGAGAUUGUAUUGAUGGAUGUCGUUGUCCCAAAGGGGAAGCUCUUGAUAACAGUUCACAUUGCAUUCCAAUUGAAAUAUGCCCAGGCAAUUAUUCCAUUCCUAUUUUCAACAGUGUAUCCAUGAAUAACACGGAAAUAAAGUACGUAUAUCGUAAAUACCAUAAAAUUAGUGGUGUAAUGAAUCCAAUAAAAACUUAUCGCAUUUUUCAUCAGUGCAUUCAAUGGAACAGAAACUCAUAA
Contarinia nasturtii (swede midge) is the source of this 1485-nucleotide messenger RNA. Its product is annotated as von Willebrand factor-like. Gene Ontology annotation, cellular component: extracellular matrix. NCBI's taxonomy places the organism in Eukaryota, Metazoa, Arthropoda, Insecta, Diptera, Cecidomyiidae. The record is from RefSeq and is a predicted model, not a curated record. Bases 1 to 1485 code for a protein of 494 amino acids. The transcript is spliced from 5 exons.